CCCCCCCGGGGCCGCGGGCUGGCGGCGGGGGCGCAGCGCCGGCCGCCCCCGCGCCGCCGCUCCCGGCGGGCCUCGGCGGAGGAGCCGCCUGCCGAGCCGGUGCGGAGGAGGGGGCAGCCCCCGGCAGGCGUCCCGAGAUGCUGAAAGUCACCAUGCCUUCCUCCUCCUCCUCCUCCUCCUCCUCCUCCGCCUCCUCCUCCGCCUCGUCCUCCGGCUCCUCGGCCGCCGGCCGCGCCGCUGCCGCCGCUCCCGACUACUGGAUCGACGGCUCCAACAAGGACACGCUGGCCCACUACUUCGAGUUGGAGUCCGAGCUGGGACGUGGGGCUACAUCCGUUGUCUACAGAUGCAGGCAGAAAGGGACCCAGAAACCUUACGCCGUCAAAAUGUUGAAGAAGACAGUAGACAAGAAAAUUGUCCGCACAGAAAUAGGAGUUCUACUUCGCCUUUCACAUCCAAACAUUAUAAAACUGAAGGAGAUAUUUGAGACGCCUACAGAAAUCAGUCUUGUUCUGGAAUUGGUCACAGGUGGAGAGCUGUUUGACAGGAUUGUGGAAAAGGGUUAUUACAGUGAACGAGAUGCUGCUGAUGCUGUUAAACAAAUCCUGGAGGCGGUUGCUUACCUGCAUGCAAAUGGGAUAGUGCAUCGUGACUUGAAGCCAGAGAAUCUACUCUAUGCAACACCAGCACCGGACGCACCGUUAAAAAUUGCUGAUUUUGGACUUUCCAAGAUUGUGGAAGAUCAGGUGACCAUGAAGACGGUUUGUGGAACUCCGGGGUACUGUGCACCAGAAAUCCUACGAGGAUGUGCCUACGGCCCCGAGGUGGACAUGUGGUCGUUGGGGAUUAUCACCUACAUCCUACUUUGUGGCUUUGAACCGUUCUAUGAUGAAAGGGGAGAUCAGUACAUGUUUAAGAGGAUCCUGAACUGUGAAUAUGACUUUGUUUCCCCCUGGUGGGAUGAUGUGUCUCUGAAUGCCAAGGAUUUAGUUAAGAAGUUGAUUGUUUUGGACCCUAAGAAACGCCUCACCACCCUGCAGGCUUUGCAGCAUCCAUGGGUCACAGGAAAGGCAGCAAACUUUGCACAUAUGGACAACGCACAAAAGAAACUUCAAGAAUUCAAUGCUCGGCGUAAACUUAAGGCUGCAGUAAAAGCCGUGGUGGCCUCCACUCGCCUUGGCAGCGCAAGCGGUCACAGUGUUCAUGACAGCAACAAGCCCAGCCGCAACCCAUCUCCCGUCCACGACGGCCAGCCUGAAGAGAAACCCACUCAGGAAGCAGAAGCAGCUCCCGAAGAAAUGUCUUAGGUCAUUUGCUUCCUUGUUUCAGCUGAGAUCUAGCAUUUCAUACACCAGCUAAUUUGUCAUUCAGCAAGAGAGAUUCGUAAGCUUGGCCUCUCUGGUUUUGCUUUGGGGUGCCAAAUGCACUGGCUGGUGACUCUACCUUCAAUGCAUGUGACUGCUUAUGAAAAUAGUAAACUGUUCCAUAAGGCAUGUCAUGGAAACAGUGUUAUUUGCAGUAAUACCAACAGGUGAAAACAUGAGAAUGAAUAACUACCUACCAUAAUGCAUAUACUUCAUAUACAUCUAUACAGUGUUUCUAGAUGGCAUUUGAAACAAAUCCUGUUUAAUUUGGUUUUACAGAAGUAGGUGUCUUCUGUAUGUCAUGACAUUUCUUUGAACUGCUUCCUUCCAGAAUCAUAGUCCUGCAGUAGAUGAAAUGGAAGGAAACACCAAGCCAAUGGUUUUAAAACUGAUGUAUGAAAUAAUGCUUUUUAUCUGUAAUAUUUAAAAACUGUUUGGAGAUUUAUAUGCAAAAAACAUUCCACUACUUCUGGAAAGAAAUUGAAAUGUUAGUUCCACUGGGCAUGAAAAUGUACAUUCCUCAAGCUUAUGUUGAGAAUGCCUUACUCUGACUUUACCAGUUUAUAUACAGUAUUUUAAUGACAACCAAAAUUACUCAGAUUUUUGCCAUUUCAUUCUCUAGUAAAAUGUUAGCAACUCAAAAUUACAGAGUAGAAGAGGAUUAGAGUAGAUGCAAAUUUUUGAAAUUCCAUUGUAUUUAUUCAUGACUUUCUAAACUGUGCAGCUAGAACAUGUUUUUAUGGGUCCUAUGGGAAUAAUCUGCAAUUACACAAGUUUUAAAUGCUUGAAGGAAGCUACUCCACAGCUUAAUGAUUUUGCUCUGGGGAAACAUUCUUACACAAGGUCUGGGAGCCAGUAAUAUAAUCUGAUUGCUUCCCAGAUAAUUUAACCUCAUGAGUAACCAGUUUCCACUUGUCAACAUAAUUAGUCCAGAUUUUCGUAACAAAGAACCCAUCCUGUAAAAUGAUCCACCAGCACAGAUCCUGCAUCCACCUAGAGCUGCUCUGACUUCAGUUACAAGCGAGGGUCAGGCUCUUGAGCCAUCUUGAUUAUUUGUUGAACAUAAUGGAUAGGAAUUGGAAAAUGAUCAGCAUCAGUAUAUAUGACCGUUUACAUUUGUUUGUUAUUACUUUGAUAGCACGUGAAUUUCAUAAUGUAUUAGUAUGUUACAGAAAUGAAGAAAGAACCUGAUGUACAACAAUGUCAUUUGUGUUUGUUAAACUUUUUAAUACUGAUAGUUACCUAAAACCCUAAUACACUCAACAUUCCUCUUUUGCUUUAA
This is a messenger RNA of Dromaius novaehollandiae (emu), 2646 nucleotides long. Its product is annotated as calcium/calmodulin-dependent protein kinase type IV. Gene Ontology annotation, biological process: protein phosphorylation. NCBI's taxonomy places the organism in Eukaryota, Metazoa, Chordata, Aves, Casuariiformes, Dromaiidae. The transcript is spliced from 12 exons. The record is from RefSeq and is a predicted model, not a curated record. Bases 138 to 1307 code for a protein of 389 amino acids. Gene Ontology annotation, molecular function: calmodulin binding; ATP binding; calcium/calmodulin-dependent protein kinase activity.